Molecule: messenger RNA, 1965 nt
Organism: Thalassophryne amazonica
Lineage: Eukaryota; Metazoa; Chordata; Actinopteri; Batrachoidiformes; Batrachoididae
Gene: sepsecs
Product: Sep (O-phosphoserine) tRNA:Sec (selenocysteine) tRNA synthase
Exons: 12
Coding region: 138-1604 (488 amino acids)
Biological process (GO): conversion of seryl-tRNAsec to selenocys-tRNAsec; selenocysteine incorporation
Molecular function (GO): O-phosphoseryl-tRNA(Sec) selenium transferase activity; tRNA binding
Source: RefSeq, a predicted model, not a curated record
GGACUGGUCACAUGAUUAGAUGACGUAGGCGGUGGGUGGAGCGUGCUCCUGUCAGAGGUUUGCUUGUGUUUUUUUUUUUUUUGUUUUUUUUGGUCAUUUUUCCGUCGUUGCGACAAACCUCUGGAAGACAGGAAGAGAUGAACAGUGAGAACUUCAUCCUGAGUGAGAAGAUUGUUUCACCUUCCUACAUUCGACAGGGAGGCCAGGCACGGCGCGGCCAUGAGCAACUCAUCAGACACUUGCUAGACCAGGGUAAGUGUCCAGAUGAAGGCUGGAGUGAGAGCACCAUUGAGCUCUUCCUCAGUGAGCUGGCAUUGAUGGACAGCAACAAUUUCCUCGGCAACUGCGGUGUCGGGGAGAGAGAAGGCCGCGUGGCAUCCAGUCUUGUGGCAAGACGACAUUACAGGUUGAUUCAUGGCAUCGGUCGUUCAGGCGACAUCGCUGCUGUUCAACCCAAAGCUGCAGGAUCCAGCCUCCUCAACAAGCUGACCAACUCUGUUGUGUUGGACAUCCUAAAGCUUGCAGGUGUGCGGAGUGUGGCUAGCUGUUUCGUAGUUCCUAUGGCAACAGGAAUGAGCUUGACUCUCUGCUUCCUGACCCUCCGUCAUCGACGGCCGAAAGCUUGCUAUAUCAUUUGGCCUCGCAUUGACCAGAAGUCCUGUUUCAAAGCCAUGAUCACAGCAGGCUUUGAACCAGUGGUGGUAGAGAAUGUUCUUGAGGGUGAUGAGUUGCGGACAGAUUUGGAAGCCAUUGAGCACCAGAUUAAGGAACUUGGACCAGAAAGCAUCCUGUGUGUUCACUCAACAACAUCCUGCUUUGCUCCAAGGGUCCCUGACAGGCUGGAGGAAAUCGCUACAAUGUGUGCCAAAUACGACAUUCCCCACAUAGUUAACAAUGCCUAUGGUGUGCAGUCAUCCAAGUGUAUGCAUCUCAUCCAACAGGGAGCUCGUACAGGAAGAAUCGAUGCUUUUGUUCAGAGCUUAGACAAGAACUUCAUGGUUCCAGUAGGUGGUGCCAUCAUAGCAGGAUUUGAUGAGUCCUUCAUACAGGAGAUAAGCAAAAUGUACCCAGGACGAGCGUCAGCCUCACCUUCCCUCGAUGUCCUUAUUACCAUUCUCACUCUGGGAACCAGCGGCUAUAAGAAGCUUCUAUCAGAAAGAAAGGAGAUUUAUUCCUUCCUGGCUCUGGAGCUGAAGAAUCUGGCUUCAACACACGGAGAAAGAUUACUCCACACCCCACACAACCCCAUUUCACUGGCCAUGUCUCUGGAUGGUCUCCAGGCCAACAGCGAGAAGGCAGUGACUGAGCUAGGAUCCAUGCUGUUCACCCGCCAAGUGUCGGGAGCCAGGGUAAUACCACUGGGCAAGGAGCAGACCAUAAGUGGGCACACGUUCCGUGGCUUUAUGGCACACUCGGAGGCCUACCCCUGCCCGUACCUCAAUGCCGCCUCCGCCGUUGGCAUCACUCGAGAAGAUGUGACGCUGUGUAUCAAGAGGCUCGACAAGUGCCUGAAGACCCUCAAGAAAGGGGGAAAUGCAGCGAAAGGUCCAUCCCCGUUGCUCUCAUCGUACCAGGACGACUCUGCAGAGGAGUUAAUUAGCUGAAAUAGGAAAAUCUCAACAGAUGCUCGACUCAGGACGGUAAUCUAAUUUUUAAACUUUUGAAUGUAAAUGCAGGAAAGUGUUGCUUUGACCUUAAAGAACUUGUGAUUAUGGUUUAUAUCCAGUGGAGAAGACCAGCCGUAAAAGUUAAUGGAUUUCUGAAUGUGGAGCGUAUUGCAAUUUAUUGUCUGACAUUGUUUCAGUGGUGUUGCAUGUUUGGCUAUCGAUGGGCAGCUCAAAAAAAUUCAAACUGUAGAUAUCAUCCGUAUAUGCAACAGUUCACCGUGACUAGUAGUUGGUGUUUUUGUUUAAAUGUGCCCCCUGCAAAUGACAUAAAAAGAAAAAAUAAAUAAAUUUCAAAGUG